AGAGAGUCUGAAGAGGAUUUGUAUUACGAAUAUUGGAUGUGAACGGUGGUAGUAGUUUGCAGAUGAAUUAUGAAUAAUUUCCAUGCAAAAAAUUGCAAAUUUACGGUGCCACUGCAUAUAAAGAUGAAUGUACUACGUUAUCGACUUUCACGACAACUGAACCGAAGGUUUCAAGAUUUAUCGAUUCUUGGGUACACAGUUCUUCUCCAUUGGACAUAGAUUUGGAUAAUGCAACGCCAAUUAUUCUUCCAUCAUUAAUUUGGUCGGAAUCAGAGACGAUACCUUUAAAAAUGUCUAUUAGAAAUAUAGGAAUGACAUGUAAUGUUGAUGCCGAAUAUUCCGGACCAAGACCUUCGUUGAGUGGUUCUAUAUUACAGUAUCCAUACGAGUUUUCAAGUUUUCAUUUUCAUUGGGGCACUAAACAUGAUAAUGGUAGUGAACAUCGUAGAAUGGGAAAAUGUUCCCCUAUGGAAAUACACUUGGUGUUCUAUAAUAUCAGCUACUCAAAUACUUCCGAAGCCUUUAACGCUCAAGAUGGUAAAUUAAUAUUGACGUACAUGUGUAAAGUAUGAAAAUACCAGGUAAAAUACAUUUGGUAUCAUUGACAAUGUUACAUUUUAAGUUGGAUCGCUAUGAAAAUAUCAUGUUGGACAAUUUGACGUCAAAUUUAAAAAAUAUUAAUAAGCCAGGAGAAUUAAUCGAAAUUGAUUCAUUU
Molecule: messenger RNA, 715 nt
Organism: Rhopalosiphum maidis (corn leaf aphid)
Lineage: Eukaryota; Metazoa; Arthropoda; Insecta; Hemiptera; Aphididae
Product: carbonic anhydrase 7-like
Exons: 4
Coding region: 291-572 (93 amino acids)
Source: RefSeq, a predicted model, not a curated record